UUUCAGCCCACGGACUUCCCGCUCCUUACGCUCGUCUCUUCCCCAAGUCAUCAUCCGACGGUUAGAAAGAAAAAUUCAAAACUCCAAUUUCGUUCUUUGUAAUCGUAGCCCCAAAUCUUGUUCAUUUACUCAAUUUGCAGUUUUUCCAAAUCCAGACACUCCAAGUCUUUGUCUUCGGAUCUGUAUGUUUUCCUUUGACAUUUCUUGUUCCUUAUUUUUCUCUCUCUUUUUUGGGUUUGAUUGGUUAUGCAAAACCUUCAUGUAUCUGAUAUUUCGUCUCUUUCCGCUCGUGGGCUAAUGGGAUUGGAAUGAUUUGGGUGUUGUCUCUGGUAUUUGGUGAUAAAGAUUGGCGUUUGUUCUUGUACUCCAUUUUGUAAUCGCUGAUUGUUAGAGUAGUGAUGAUGUGAAAAACAAUUUCAUCUGGUGUUGUAUGCGUGGAAAAGGGAAUCCCUUUGUUAGGCACUGUCAAGGUGCUAGAACUAUGCAAAUGUUAAUUCAUGUGCUAACAAGUUAGAUUUCACACAUCAGACUCGUUUAGUAUCAUGGAAAACAUAAGUACUUCUGAGAAAAGUACAAUGAAUUCUCCAAAUUUUGAAAAGGCAGACGAAUUUACACCUGUUCCUGUGAAGGAAUUGGGUGAGGAACCAUCAAGGGAAAUGAAAUCUGUUACCAUAAGCAGCGAUGGUUCCCCAUUAGAUAAUGGUGAUGGACAAGAUGGCUUAGGUGACAAGAUAAAUAAGAGUAAUGUGUCGGAGUCUAAAGCUCAUAUAGAGAAUUUAGCGGACAGCAUGGAGCAUGAUAGCGUGGACAAAAUGCAAAAGAGAAGUGAUUUCAACUCCAAUGUCCAGCAGAAAAACUCUGGUGUUAAUAUUGAAAAAGUUGCCUCCAGUCACCAAGUGGAUGAAGGUAAGGAUUUUGAGUCCAAAGCUGAAGAAGAAACAAAUGAAAGUACAACUGAGAUCCUUAGCGAGGUGAAGGAGCCAGAGCCUAUUUUUGAUGGAACAGACGUUCCUAAAGUUGCCUCCAGUCACCAGCUGGAUGAAGCUAAGGAUUUUGAGUCCAAAGCUAAAGAAGAAAAAAAUGAAAGUACAACUGAGAUCCUUAGUGAGGAGAAGGAGCCAGAGCCUAUUUUUGAUGGAACAGAGGUUCCUGGAAUGGAAGCUAACAGGAGUUCAUCUACACGUUCUUUGGGUAUUGAUCCUGAAGCUGAGGGAUCUGCUUGGCCUGAGAAGGCGGUGGCUCUAACAAGCUUUGUAAAGGAGAAGGGUGUAGUUGCAGUUGCUACUUUUCUACGCAGGCUUUCUGUAAAACGGGAUGAACUUGGGCAGGACAUUCCUACUGAUGAGGACAAGGCUACUUCAGAUUCGCUUGAAGAUAAUGAAACUACAGGAAUAUCUCAAAAAGCAGCUGAGAGAUCUGCAUGGAAUCCCCUAAACUACAUUAAGAUCUCACGUGACAAUGCAGAGAAAAAAGCUGAACCGGAAGCUGAAGCCAUGGAGAUGCUAUUACAACCUAUAGUCAUGAAAGGAAGAAUUAUACUUUAUACGAGGUUAAGAUGUAAGGAUUGCAAGGAGGCUAGGUUAUUCUUGCACAGAAAGAGGCUUAGAUAUGUAGAGAUCAAUAUUGAUGUUUUCCCCAGUAGAAAGGCAGAGUUGGAGAAAUUCUCUGGCUCAUCUGCUGUUCCAAAGGUGUUUUUCAAUGAAGUUUUGAUUGGAGGAUUUGAUGAGAUGAAGGGCUUGGAUGAGUCUGACAAGCUCAAUGAAAAAAUCGAUUAUCUUAUUAAUGAAGCACCUGCAGUUGAAGCUCCUUUGCCUCCUCUUUCUGGUGAAGAUGAUGUGUCCAGUAAUGGGGCACUUGAUGAAUUAGCUGUUAUUGUUCGGAAAAUGAAACAAUUUCUCAUUAUUAAAGAUCGAUUCUAUAAGAUGCGAAGGUUCACCAACUGUUUUGUAGGCUCAGAUGCUGUAGAUUUCUUAUCAGAGGAUCAAUACUUGGAAAGGGAUGAGGCUAUCGAAUUUGGUAGAAAGCUUGCAAGCAAACUCUUCUUUCAGCAUGUUCUUGAGGAAAAUUUAUUUGAGGAUGGCAACCACUUGUAUCGAUUCUUCGAUGAUGAUCCUGUUGUGGCAUCUCAAUGUCACAACAUUCCGAGGGGCAUAAUUGAUGUGAAGCCUAAACCCAUAAUAGAAAUUGCAUCAAGGUUGAGGUUUUUGUCUUAUGCCAUCUUUGAAGCCUACACAUCAGAAGAUGGUAGGCAUGUUGAUUACAGAAGCAUUCAUGGAAGUGAAGAAUUUGCAAGGUAUUUGAGGACAGUUCAAGAGCUCCAUAGAGUAGAAUUGCAAGAUAUGCGUAGGGAAGAUAAGUUGACUUUCUUUAUAAAUCUCUAUAACAUGAUGGCCAUCCAUGCAAUAUUGGAAUGGGGUUAUCCAGUUGGAGCACUUGAGCGAAGGAAGAUGUUUGGAGAUUUCAAGUACGUUAUUGGUGGCUGUACAUACUCACUUUCAGCCAUUCAAAAUGGGGUUUUAAGAGGCAACCAACGCCCACCGUACAAUCUCAUGAAGCCAUUUGGAGUGAAAGACAAACGUUUCAAGGUGGCUCUUCCAUACCCAGAGCAUCUUAUUCACUUUGCAUUGGUUUUUGGUAGCCGCUCUGGACCUGCUCUUCGAUGCUACUCUCCUGCCAAUAUUGACAAGGAAUUGAUGGAAGCAACACGUAAUUACUUAAGAGGUGGAGGACUUAUUGUUGAUUUGCAAGCAAAUGUUGCAUUAGUCAGUAAGAUUCUCAAAUGGUACAGCAUUGAUUUCGGAAAGAAUGAAGCGGAGGUGUUGAAACACGCAUCAAACUAUUUGGAACCAGCCAAUUCGGAAGCCUUGUUGGAAAUGCUUGCAGACACUCGUUUGAAGGUGAUAUAUCAGCCUUAUGAUUGGAGUUUGAACCUCUAGAGUAGAGUAAACUUUAGUUCCUUGUUUACCAUAUAGCAUUACAUACAACUUCCCUUUAAUAGAAAUUUGCAUGAGGGAAGGAAGCAUUGGUUAUUGCAGUGCAAAAACUUUUGAGUAUAUACAGCCUCUUGCACGGAUUCAAUAAUAGCACCACUCAUUCUUAAAUUAUUAA
Tripterygium wilfordii is the source of this 3108-nucleotide messenger RNA. RefSeq lists its product as uncharacterized. The transcript has 7 exons. NCBI's taxonomy places the organism in Eukaryota, Viridiplantae, Streptophyta, Magnoliopsida, Celastrales, Celastraceae. Gene Ontology annotation, biological process: intracellular signal transduction. Bases 543 to 2936 code for a protein of 797 amino acids. The record is from RefSeq and is a predicted model, not a curated record.